Botrytis cinerea B05.10 is the source of this 1670-nucleotide messenger RNA. RefSeq lists its product as hypothetical. The record is from RefSeq and is a predicted model, not a curated record. The transcript has 3 exons. The coding region runs from base 235 to 1602 and encodes 455 amino acids. NCBI's taxonomy places the organism in Eukaryota, Fungi, Ascomycota, Leotiomycetes, Helotiales, Sclerotiniaceae.
GACCUUUUCAAAAAAGAAAUUGACAAAGAAGUGCGAUGUACACAUAUGCAUGAUUUGGAACAAUCUGCAUUGGGUUAUUUGUUCUUGGAUUCCGCUUUGUCUACAAACGUGAGCGCAUUAGAACUUUGCAAAACCUAGGUAUCUAGGCUCAUACUAUAGUUUGAUACCUGUCCGAUCUUGUGAAUUUGCGACUUGGUUUUGACACGCAAGGGGACUUCUGAUUCGUUGCUCAAAAUGCCGGAACCCGCUGGCCAAAAUCGACUUCGACGCCCCUGUAUCUCGAGCGCGGAUCUGCAACGUAUGCGCGAGAUGGUUGCAGUAUGGUACAGACUGAAGAGCUUGUGGAAGGCAUCGGAGUUGUAUGCCGAGCAGGUGCGUUUUAUACGGAGUGAGAUUUUACCGUUGGGGUGUUUGAUGGUUUCUAAGGCGGUCUGUGUUGGGAUUGGAAAGAUGGAUGGGAGGGGGGAGGGCAGAGAGGAAUGGAAAUUGGAUGGAGAGUAUGGUGGGAAGGAAUUGAAGGGAUUGUGCCAAUUGAUCAUGUUUCAAUGUUGGGUGGACACUUUGAGAGAAAAUUUUGCACUCCCCGAUACCGCCAUAGCAUUCUAUUUUCCGCGCGGGUUGAGCAAGGUCGAAGAACUCUUCAUGCAGGGACUGGGAUAUAGAAAUAGCAUCGUGCGAUACUACCACGAAUUAAAGGGCGUGGUGACGCCGGACACGUUUCUAUUUAUAACGAGCAAACAUGUGAAAUUUUGGCACAAGGGAUUGUUAGGUUUGGUGGUGCCGGGCUUGAUGGUGAGUGCGCCGUUGCAGGUUAUUGGGUAUUGGGAGAACUAUGGGAGAGGCACUCAGCGAGUAUUCAGACGCUUUCUAAACAGGGCAAAGAGUCGUAAACUCGGACCUCUCGUCGAUAUCACUUCUCUUACCUCUACCGAGCUCACAGAUCUUAGAUGGAAACCCGGUAGUAGAGAAAGUGCUGAAUUGCGCAUGAGUGAGAUAUCAAUGAACUAUGAAUUCUACUGGCGGCCUGAUCCGGAUCCUGAGUCGAUAAAAGGAGACGGGAAGGAGAAAGAAAAGCCAAUGUAUGGAUGGUAUACAUCCAUGGCCUGGCAUAAACUUCCCGGUCCGACUGGUAUCCCCGGAGACAUUUAUGAAAUGGGAGACGUAGAAGAAAAACUCCACACGAAGAAUAUAUCAUGGUGGGGACGGACUGCAAUGAAAUCACCGAUAACAUGGCUUGUUUAUCUUGAUAUCGUAUUGCGAUGGUUAAAAGGUUUUCUUGCCAAUACAUUCUGGCCAGAUAAUCUAGGGGGAAAAGAAGGGAGCUUGGGACGCAUAGAAGCAGUAUGGGAUUCUAGAGAAGAGGAAGAUGGGAAGGUGUGGUAUUUAGUAGAGAGAAAGACGAAGACUGGGACAGACUGGGGAUAUUGGUUAAGCGAGGAUCUGGGACCGGGAGCGUGGGGGAAGGUGAAUGAUUUUCAUUAUGCGUGUCCAGGGAGGAAGAGGGGAGAUGUGCAGAUUGGGUGGUGCGAAUAUGGGGAGGUGCUCAUUGAGGAGUUUUGGGAUUCUCAUUUCAAUAAAAGUAAGGAAGAGAAGAGAUCGUGAUUGGGUUUGGUUCUGUCUCGAAUUGGAAUAUGAACAGAUAUAAGAUGAAUCUCCGGAAACGUUGUUGG